Molecule: messenger RNA, 3411 nt
Organism: Fusarium mangiferae
Lineage: Eukaryota; Fungi; Ascomycota; Sordariomycetes; Hypocreales; Nectriaceae
Exons: 5
Coding region: 1-3411 (1136 amino acids)
Biological process (GO): protein phosphorylation
Molecular function (GO): protein kinase activity; ATP binding
Source: RefSeq, a predicted model, not a curated record
AUGGAUCCCGAAUAUAACAACUCUCUCGCCUCUGCGACAAGGCACUGCCUCCUGUCUUUCGAUACGAUGCUACGCUCCCUGAGGAGUGCAUCUGAUGUUCACAGUAGAUCUCUCUCGGAAAAAGCUCUUUCAAACCAGAAGGAUCGACUCAGCAUCUGGGCCAGUAACAUUGGGGCCCUUCAGAGCGGGAAUGGUGCUCUUGAUGUCAGGCUAAGGGGGUUUUCAGUUAUGAAAAGAGCAAUUGUCCAGUGUUUUGAGCAGCUGGAACAAGUGAUUCACGGUAGCAUCGAAAUUCUGCAGGGACGCCGAUUGCCCCUAGAGCAGACGUUUGCAGAGUUCGAAGAGCUGUGGGAUAGUGCAUCGGACGACAACUUUGACCUUGAGAAUAAAGAAUAUCGAAAGACUGAGUUGGGACAAAAUCUAUUGGAAAUAUCUUCGAUACUUUCUGAUCUCUUCAAACUGUCUUUUAAACUAAGAAACACAGCUAGUAGAUCGACUGGGCACCCGAUCUUGAGGGCUAUUUCAUACCAACGGAUGGUGAGGGUUGGCGAGUCCGAUGACAGUUUUGAGGUGGAUAUCUUCAACCUAUAUGCUGAGUUUGAUCGAGCGUACGUGGAAGAUUUAAUCGCCUGUUGGCGCUGGGACUCAUGGCUCCGGGGUUCUCCCCAACGUCUUUCAGCAACCACUCUAGAUUGUCAGGAGAAAUCUUACGACGAUUCGGAGAAAGUAAAGACCUUGGUGGCUAAUCGCAAUCUUAUAGAUCGAUGGAUCAGAUCUAUCACGAACCGUCGCCGUAUGUUUGCUUAUUGGGAAAGACACGCAAAGAAAUUAGCAAAAUCUGAUGGCAAUAUAACCGCACCAGAGCUCACAAUGACAACGCGCCAGCCAGUUGAGGCGAAUGUGAUUCCAGAACCUAUAAAAAGGCUAAAGUCUAGUGAAGGUGGAAUCGCGUUGCACGUGGCGGAAACUUCAGUAUUGUCCAACACAGAACACACUUUAGUCAAUCGCGAUCUGGAUGCUGUGGCUAAUAAUAGGUCGACAGUAUCCCGUAUUUCAACGGCAUACAACAUUGACGAGACCUCUUCGUACCUCCCGCCUGCUCCUGUUCUGGACCCAGGACAGCUCGAGGCCCGAUGCCCCUAUUGCCAUAUUGUCUGCCCUGCCAAGGAGUUUCAAAACAGCCGCUGGAGAAAGCAUAUAAUACAAGAUCUCCAGCCUUACAUGUGCACUUGGGAUGACUGCCCAGAUGCCGAUACCCUGUACGGUACUCGCUCUGCGUGGUUGAGUCAUGAAGCCCAGGUCCAUCGGAGGAUCUUUCGUUGCUUCGAGCAUCCAGAGAGUUUUUUGUCAAGAGAAUCACUCAGAAACCACCUUCUGUUGUCACACCAAGAGCUUGGGGAAGGUCAGAUUGAGGCAAUGGUGGAUUUUGGGCAGGGUAGCCAUCCGGAGAACAGAGCUUCGUGCCCCUUUUGCCUGUCAGAGGGACCUUUUCUCAGAGGCUUACCCAACCACAUGGCAUAUCAUCAAGAGAGACUAGCCUGCUUUUCUGCUACAAGACAGUCACUUGAUCAGGACACAGGCCUUUCUGGAGAUACUGAUUCCGACAAAGCCCAAGGGGACAGUGAUCCAGACCCUAUGGAAUUGCUCGAGUCAGAAGCUUCCUCGGAGCAAUCCAGCAUAAUUAAGGACUCGGAGGAUCUCAAAAAGAGCCGAUCGCAGACCACUCUGACUCUUGGAAAAGCCAUUCGCCAGGCAUUGGUACAAUCAACCUGCCCUGAUGAAGAUGCUGAUCCGGACCCAGCCAUAAGCUUUCCUGCGCCCAAGUACCUCCCGAUUGACGAAUUAAAUCGGAUCAUAAACCAUCAGUCCAUUUCAGAGGAGUUAGAUCGACUAGAAUUGUUCAAAGAGCCAGAACUUUCGAGAAGAGCCUUGGAGAUCCAAGGUGAAGAAGGAUUUAGCAGACAAGAGGGACUAGAUUCUGACCAAACCGACUCCAUGGGUAAUAUUUUCAAACACCCAACCCGGAAGAAAAUCUUUGCAUGUCUUGUUCUCUUGGGAAAAGUCGCCGCUAUCACCCAGGUUCUCGACGAAGGUCUUUCAGAUGCCGACCUUCCAUUGAAUUUAGACCCAGAUCGUGUCAAGCUGGUCAAAAGAGACAGAACAUUUGCAGAACCUAUCGCGGCAUUCCACAACUGGAUGGAACAUGAGGCCUACAUGUUUUAUACCUACCAAUGGUACAUGUUGGCGCCGUACUUUAUCCUCGCUAACGGUGAUGAGCCGGGGAUUACACACUGCACAAUUAGCUGUAUGAUUCCGCUCCCGUUUAAUGCUACCAAACCCAUUCCAAAUAGCGCCACGAGUCCUAUGUGUGGAUACCUCGGUAUGCAGAAGAUCACAAUUCAUCAUGCUCACCAUAGCCAGGGAGAUCUCAAGCGAUCGAAUCAGAAUGUCUUCGCCGUGAAGGUUCUGCGAGAUAUUGAAACCAAAGAACAUGAUUUGAGGUUUGAAUCUUUACUCAACCUGGCAAAAAAACGCCACCCUCACUUGCUGCAACUCCUUCUGGGCUUGACGCAUGGCCGCACAAGAUCUUUUAUUUUUCGGUGGGCCGACUGUGACUUAGAGCAGUUCUGGGCCGGCAACACCCCUGACAAUGAUGCAGCUGACAUGGCUAGAUGGAUAUCAUCACAGCUUUUUGGUUUGGCUGAUGCUUUGCAACUGAUCCGAGACUUGUUCCCUUCAGGGGUACUGCCACAGAAUGACCACAGACUACAACCACCACACAGGGACCUCGGCCCAGAGCGUAUUCUAUGCUUUGACACCAAACGCAUCACUCAGUGUGUACUCAAGAUUGCAGAUUUCGGGUCUAUGCAAUACCACGACGAUCAAGUCCAUCACCAACGAGGCUCUGAGACAUGCAUGGGCUCGGCCUACCGCGCUCCAGAGCUACAGACUGGUGAACCGGCUGAAAAUUCGGAUUUAUGGUCCUUCGGAUGCAUCAUCCUACACUUCAUAGUCUGGUAUCAUGGCGGUUGGGCACUGGUGAAUUCAUUGUCAGCUUUGAGCUCCGCCGAAGAAGAAGAAGAAUGUUUCGGUGCUUAUACUGAUGAUGAUAAGUUCUUCAAGUACGGAAACUUAAUGGCCACCCAGCCUGACGGUGCAGUAAUUGGCCAGGGAAAGGAUGUCCCAAAUACUAUAGUAUUGAAAGAGUCUAUUAAACAAGAAAUAUCAAAAUACCUCGAACAAGGCAAGAGCCAGUUUGUUCGCGACAUCAUUGGCCUGGUCAAGAAAGACCUUCUUCAAGCAGAUGCUGGGGAGCGGGCAACUUGUAAGGCUGUUCGAGAUGGCUUGAAAGAACUACACAAGAGGUGCACCGAAAGUGAUGCGUACUGCAAAAGCACACUUUCAAGUUGA